Messenger RNA from Suillus discolor, 997 nucleotides. RefSeq lists its product as uncharacterized. NCBI's taxonomy places the organism in Eukaryota, Fungi, Basidiomycota, Agaricomycetes, Boletales, Suillaceae. The record is from RefSeq and is a predicted model, not a curated record. The coding region runs from base 18 to 653 and encodes 211 amino acids. The transcript is spliced from 4 exons.
AGUACAAUAUCGCGAGUAUGCAAACUCUUCGAUGCAUCCGCCGUGCGGUUACGGUUGCGGGCCCAGGUCCGUCACGUCUUGGAUUCACUUCCAGGAGUAUCACUGGGCCAACACCUCCUUCCACGCCAUGGUUCAUCGAUACUGAAGGUCCAGUUCAAUCAAUCACUAGGCAUACUCCUCCUCACCUCGCUCCAAAAACCCAUGAGCUUCCAGAAAACCUCUCUGCCGGGAUAAGGCAACUAUUUGUGCAGCUCAGUAAAUCUCCUUUGCUAGAGCCAUCGACUUUGAGUGUCCAACGACCUGUCGCCGCUCUUCCUGGUCCUCCAUUACCUCGAACAUUACCCAAGGGCCGCCGGAAACGCGGGCGCACAUACUCUGGAGAAGGUCUUGUGGAAGAGCCUGGAGGUAUAUGGGACUGGGUAGUCACUGCUCAAGUAAAAGAAGGCACUGAAAACCGAGGAUCGAUAGAAGCUGUCGUACGUCAAGUGCGAAAGACUCUAUUGUCUGUGGACCCACCGCUGCCCCUUGCACCCAAUUCUAAGCGGAGAAUGCUCAAUGGGUGGGCCAUGAUUGAUGCAGGCAAAUUUGCCGUACAUAUACUGAGCUGCGAUGCGCGGCGGAAAUAUUUCGAAAGAUCAGCUGCUGAGUGGUAGUUUGUGGCAACCACUACGACAAAUUAUGAUACAUCCCCACUUUAGUGGGAAGACUGCACUGACGUCGAGACAUGUAUUCACCGAUUUGCGCCACGCUAUCGCACGCUCUCCAACAGGCUCUCUCAUCGAAAAACGUGUAAUGCACUCGCUAAUCAUGUUCGGCAACGUGUACUGUCUCUAUUUCAUGCUGGAGACGUUUUGAUGGCGUUGACUACAUCUUGUAAUGGGUCAAAAUUACUGUCCACUAUGUGCAUGAAAAAUAAUUCUAUGUAUUUUGACAAAAAUGGCAAAUAUUCGAGAUAAAGUAUAUAUCAAAGUUCCCAUGAAGUUCCCAUGGUUGUUAU